CUGGCGGGCCCUGCCCUGCUGGGCGCGGCGCGGCCCUGGGCCGGGCGGGGCCCGAGAGGCCGGCGGGGCCCGCCCCUCGCUGCGGCGGCGUCGAGUCGCCCAGACCCGCCUGUUCUCAAAGCCCGGCGAUGGCGCCCCGCAGCCGGCUCCAGGCUGGGAGGGUCCCCGGGCCGCCGGUUCAGCGCGUUACUUCCUGCGCUGCUCUCUGUGUCCUGCUCCCCGGAGCCCGGGGCUUCGCGCGGGAAAUCCCAGCGAGCCCCCUGCGGGGUGGGGCACGGGUCUCCCGCCACCGCUUGUGUGUCUGCAACCAGCGGAGCUCUUGCCGCCCGACUCUACCGAGAACCCCUGGGGCUCCCGCAAAGCCAUCCUACCUGGGGCUCCUGCUCGCUGGCCUGUGGGGGCAAGAAAUACCUGCAGUUCGGUGUUUUGUAACCUCUCUGUACUGUGAGGCACUGGCGGACCCAAAGGCAGAGGGAGCUCCCAGCUCCCCCACGGUUCUGGAGCCCAGCCCCAGAGUCCUGUUUCCACCCCCAACCACCUAUCCAAUAAUGCCUGCACCUAAAGAGCCUUUGAGUCACUUAAUCAUGGUCAAUCCUCUGGUUUCUCUGUCUCACGUGCACACACACACAGUCUCAUGCAUGGAGUAACCUUAGAAUCACUCUUUAGAUUCAUGUGCUUUGCUUAGGAAGGCUAAUGUUGCGAAGGCCUAAGGACCUAAUGAGAAACUGGGAAACGGAACCUGCCUAUCUGGUAGUUGAGCAGCCCUCCUCACUACAGUAUCUGAGUGCCGAAUGCAAAUUUGAGAGGGUACGUAAAAUGUGGGCUUCAUGGGAGUGUUCUUCAAUGAGGGAGAUAUUCAAAAUGCCACUGAUGGCAAAAAGAAAAUCAAGCAACAGAUGAACUGCAGCAUACAGAAAAUAGCAUGCAUGCAAAACAGCUACCGCUUAGUCACAACCUGAGGAUCUGGCAAAACAAUUUAAGCUGUAAUCAGGCCAAAGGGACUCUACAGCAGCACCAGAGCUUCUUAGAAAUGUUUGUAGUAUUAAUUUAGUAGCUGAAGCUUAUUUCCUUGCAUUUAUUCAAUAGUAGUUCUCAUUUUGUGUGUGUCUUUUAAUAGCCUUGCUGGAGAUGCGAUAAUGCACACAGAGGGGUGUAUGUGCAUACCCUCCACUAGAAAAAAUGGUGCCCACAAUUUUCCAAGAGCCACCACAAACGUGCAUGAAGUGAAACAAAUUGUAGUUGCUUGUUAUCUCUAAUAUGGAGAUGAAGACAACUGGUCCCAGUAUACAGUGCUCUUAUUAUGACACAAGAGGAGGUUUUGGAAUUAAUUGAGAAACUUAACAGUAACAAGUCACCGGGACCAGAUGGCAUUCACCCAAGAGCUCUGAAAGAAAUCAAAUGUGAAAUUGCGGAACUAUUAACUAUGGUUGGUUUGUAACCUGUCCUUUAAAUCAGCUACUGUACCCAAUGACUGGAAGAUAGCUAAUGUAAUGCCAAUAUUUAAGAAGGGCUCUAGAGGUGAUCCUGGCAAUUACAGACCGGCUCAUCCUUCCGUACGUAUCAAAGGAACAGAACACAGCUACAGCCCAGUCCUGUGCCAAGAUGACCAGUGCACUGCCAAUGUCAAAGGGAGGCACACCCACUGUCCAUUCUGCAGCAUUUCGGAGGCUUAUCAGGACCCGUUCAUUCUCCAGGCUCACUACCGGGUCAAACACGUGGACAAGGGGCUUGACUUUGCAGGACUGAAGAUCCUGCGGUGCUGCAGUCACUGCGAGAUUGUGGGCACGAUCAAAGGGGAGAAGAAGUUCAAAGGGGCACACUGGCACUGUUACCGCUGCCGCAACGGCUUCAACCGGCGGGACGAGGCGGUGAAGCACUUCAAGACCCACUUCCGGAACCCCCACACCACCUUCCAGAUCCAGGUCACGCAGGAUGUCAAUAGCCGCCAGUAUUACCAGCACAGCACCGAAGCCCACCCCAAGGCCUAUGGUAGCCUCCAUGUGUCCACCGGAGCCAGCAUUGAUGUGAUGGCCAUAGGCUCGGUGCUGGCCCAGACCGUCCUGGCAUCAGGAUCUCCUGUCUUCACCACCGACAAGGGGACAGAAAGCCUCUCGGGCAACCCUGCCAAGGACAGCAGUUUCAACAGCAGGAUCGUGCUGGGAGUAGAGGAGAUGGCGGGGCUCAGCACCUCCUCCUCAUCCCUUCCCACCCAUCAGACCCUGGUGCUGAUGGACCCUGAUGGAGACAGUGGCAACAUCAUCUUUGAAGAGGGAGACAAUUCUGUGGCAGGGCAGCCCUGUGAGGGGCUGGAUCAGAACUUGCUGGAGAAACAGCUGAUUGAGCUACACCAGCAGAACCAGCAGCUGCUGGAGGAGAAGAAGGAGAUGGAACAGAAGCUUCGGGCAGAGAUCCUGCAGCUAAAGGAACAGAUUGCCAGCAUUGUCCAAGCUAAUGUCCGCAUGGCAGAGGAGCUGAAACGGUACCAAACCUCAGAUGACCUGGAGAAGAAAGUCAGCAAGAUGGUUGAGCAGAUGGAGUGGCAGCACCGAGAACUGCUGCAGAUGCAGGUGGCGGCCCUGCGGAAGGAGUUUGCCCAGAAAGAGAGUCAGGUGACAAACGGCAAAUCCACACCUCCAGCAGACGCUGCCCUGGAAACCAGGGAGCCAGCUGUGACCUCCUCCAUGCACACUCUUCUGGCCAACGCUGCCCUGGCCUCCACAAACAGCACCGGCAGUGACCGGUUCACCCUGCCCCACAGUCUGGUGGGCCCCCAGAGCACUGCGACGCCCAGGCCGUUAGACAUUAGCACUGGGGAUGUCAUCUCCUUCAUUGACCCGCCAGAAAGCUUACCUGGAACUGGGAGCAACAGCCUGGAAAAGCUGGAGAUCGUGGAGUUGCACCUGGACACGAAACCGACCAUAGCGAACCAGGAAGCUGGCUCCCCCCCAGCUCACGUCCAGGGAGCCAUGGGACUGCUGCCUUCACUGGGUGGAGAGAAGCGGCUGGCACAGCAUGCACUGGCAAGAGAAACCAAAGCCAAACAGCAGCGGACAGUCUGAUCCCACGUGGGGAACUUACACACACAAGCCCUGACAAACCUCUCUCUUCCUAAGCCAGUAGCCAAACAAACUUGCCAGUUCCCUGUUUUGUACCCAGUGCUUUAAAUUGAUAGAUAUAUAUGGUGCUGUCAGUUAUUAAACUGCCCUUAAGUUAUACAUUUA
Messenger RNA from Caretta caretta (loggerhead turtle), 3221 nucleotides. RefSeq lists its product as uncharacterized. The record is from RefSeq and is a predicted model, not a curated record. Lineage: Eukaryota; Metazoa; Chordata; Testudines; Cheloniidae.